CUGUGAACCGGUAAAUGGUAAAUGUAACAUCUGACAUCUGUCACUUUGACAUUUCAAUGAAUGACAUGUACUUAUAAUUAGUUUGUGGAAAUAUUUUGUUUAUUUUUUACAUAAUGUAUGUUAAAUGAUUUUAUUAAUACCCAAAAUGUUUUAAUAUGAAAUUUAUGAGUAUUAAGCUGGUUAAUGUAAUUAGGACAACAUUUUUUAGAUCCUUUAAUAGUAGUCAAAUAUUAAGAAUGGUUAAGUUACUUGGACAGAAAGAAGCUCAGUCAAUUGAUUUGGAACUUUUUAAUGACUAUUCAUUUUCUGUUGAUCAGUUAAUGGAAUUAGCUGGCUUAAGCUGUGCUUCGGCUAUUGCUAAGAGUUAUCAACACAGUGAUAUUGGCAUCAAGUCUAUACUGGUUUGUUGUGGCCCUGGUAACAAUGGUGGAGAUGGUUUAGUAUGUGCAAGACAUUUAGUACUUUUUGGAUAUAAACCAAUUGUAUACUAUCCCAAAGAAACAAAAAAUGAUCUCUACAAUAAUCUUAUCAAACAAUGUCAGUUAAUGAAUAUAUCCAUAAUUAAGAGUUUACCUGAUAAAUCCAGCAUUGAAUGUGAAUUUGGUAUUAUAGUGGAUGCUUUAUUUGGAUUUAGCUUUAAACCACCUGUAAGAGAAGAAUUUAUACCAGUUAUUAAUCUGAUGAAGGAAACAAAAGUACCUAUAGCAAGCAUUGACAUACCUAGUGGAUGGGAUGUAAAUUCGGGUCCUCCUGAAGAUGGCAUCAAACCAGAAAUGCUGAUUUCUCUUACUGCUCCCAAAUUGUGUGCCAAAUUUUUUAAGGGAAAAUAUCAUUACCUAGGAGGAAGGUUUGUACCUCCAGCCUUAGAAGAAAAGUACAAUCUACAGCUACCUAAAUAUCCUGGUACAGAAUGCUGUGUAUUGCUUCCAGCAGUAUAUGAAUCUAAAGAAUGUGAUAAAAACUAAGAAGUAGAAAUAAGAAAAAUAUGUUUGUUUAUUUUGUAUCUCAUUUUUAAAUAAAUAAAUAGUAUAUUUAUCUUUAUAUAUAAAAAUCUCGUGUCACAGGUGUUUGUCCAAGCUAAUAUUCAAAAACCACUGAACUAAUUGCAAUAAAAUUUAGUGCAAAUGUAUUUGUUGGUCUGACUUAGAAGAUAGGA
Messenger RNA from Diabrotica balteata, 1156 nucleotides. NCBI's taxonomy places the organism in Eukaryota, Metazoa, Arthropoda, Insecta, Coleoptera, Chrysomelidae. The record is from the annotation of a GenBank genome assembly.